This is a messenger RNA of Anguilla rostrata (American eel), 1357 nucleotides long. RefSeq names its product cysteine-rich hydrophobic domain-containing protein 2-like. The record is from RefSeq and is a predicted model, not a curated record. The transcript is spliced from 5 exons. Bases 258 to 644 code for a protein of 128 amino acids. Lineage: Eukaryota; Metazoa; Chordata; Actinopteri; Anguilliformes; Anguillidae.
UCAGUGUGUGACGCGGCCAAGUCUCUCGCGCCACGUGACGUGGAAGGUCUCUCUCGCGAUCAGGCGGAGCUGCUGCGGAUGUCGUUGUUUUGGCUGAGAGAGCGACAGAGUGAGAUAGUGAGAGUGAGAGAGAGAGACGCUUGUCACCGAACAUCUCUGGGUGCCUCGGACGUUUUCGUGCUGGUCGCCGUCCCCAUCCAUUGCCGAAGAGGCACUGCGAGUCUCUCCCGGGGAGAGCAUCGCACAGAGAUCCGCUGAUGGAGGACUUUGAUGAAAUCUACGAGGAGGAAGAGGACGAGGACAGGGCCGCGGAAGAGCAACUGCUUAAGUACACUCCGGACCCAGUUGUGGUGCGCGGAUCCGGCCACGUCACUGUGUUUGGACUGAGCAACAAGUUUGAGUCAGAGUUUCCUUCCUCGCUCACAGGAAAGGUAAGUGGUGAUUAUUCACCUGACAUUGUGGUGGCUGUACAGCUUACGCGGCGGUCUGUGGAGAAGUUGCUAGAGUGGGAGAAUAAUAGACUAUACCACAAGCUCUGCCUGCACUGGAGACUGAACACGCGGAAAUGUGAAACCAAUAACAUGAUGGAAUAUGUCAUCCUGAUAGAGUUCCUACCCAAGAGCCCGAUAUUCCGGCCGGACUAGCCCCACCAGUCAGUCUGCAGGGUGUCCUCCCGCAUGGUGCCUUACUCUGGGACUGUCUCCGUGUGGAGCUGAACACUACAGACAGGGCCUACUGAGGGCCUCUCAGAGACGGCUGUCCGUUCAUCCUGUGGAGCAUGGCCUUCUUACUGCGCUGGUCACAGACUCCUCUGUUUAAGAUCCCUGCAGGACAUUUGCAGGCUCACUGCAUCUCUGCAGAGGCAGGAGAGAACCUGGGUCAGCUGUCUGUCUGCUGUCUGUCUCUAAGGGCACGUGGACAUUGAUGGGGAUAUUUGUGCAUUCUGUGUGUGUGUGUAUGUGUGUGUGAGAGAGUGUAGCUGAAGAGAAGCUCAGUGGCAUAAUGAUAUUAUGCACAUGGGCUUUGGACUCCUGACUGGGUUCUCCGUGUGAAGGUUCUACUCUGCUGGGUUCCGCUUGUGAAAGUUCUACUCAGCUAGAAUCUCCUUGUGAAGGUUCUACUCAACUGGAUUCUCCUAAUGGGGGUUCUACUCAGCUGGGUUCUCUUCGUGAGGGUUCUGCUCAGUAAUCUUCACGUCUGCAGGACUUCAGAGACGCCAGUCUGGGAGGCCAGGCGAAGUACUGUGUGAAAACAGACUGCAUUAUGGGACAUCUAUUCUGUUUGUUGUCAGUAGGUUACUGUAUGUGCAUUAUUGACUUACUAAUUUUAUUAAAAUAAUUUGUCUCUAAGUCAACAA